Molecule: messenger RNA, 579 nt
Organism: Scedosporium apiospermum
Lineage: Eukaryota; Fungi; Ascomycota; Sordariomycetes; Microascales; Microascaceae
Exons: 3
Coding region: 1-579 (192 amino acids)
Source: RefSeq, a predicted model, not a curated record
AUGCAGCGCAAUCGACUUCUCGAGCAUGUUCCUAGUACCUGGAACUACGAGUUCGGCGUAACAGCCUUCAAUAGGGAUCUCGACUCAAAAACUAUCUCAAUCCUCGCCGUCGUGCCGACCAUCCACGACCAUAUCUACCCCCACGGCUACAGUAUUGGCGGCAUUCUCGAAUCUGAUCCCUUUUCGACCAAAGACCUCGCCCUCGCGCUGAGGGCCAUCGGGCGCGGAUACUCGAACCAGGAAACAGACAAGGUGCGAGCUGUCUUUGCCGAGUACGUCCAGGACGUGGGCGCCGACACCGGUACUGUCAUCAAGAUUACAAACGAGGUGUUUGAUGAGGUCGGAAAGGAGGGUGUGCCGAAUUGGGUCCUCCAGCAAUUGGAGACGUUUUUGGGAAGUGACAAUGGCUGCGGCUUUGACACAAUGGACCGCCUGCCGUGGAGAAAACAGAUUCACCAAAUCGAGCCGUUGGCGAUUAGGAGCAAUGAUGCCUCUAAGCCCUACCUCAGGAUACGGAGCAGGACCAAUGGCUAUUUUGGGCCAUGGGCGGCUCAGUCUAUGUUCUGGUAUUCUCCCUAG